Molecule: messenger RNA, 2600 nt
Organism: Ostrinia furnacalis (Asian corn borer)
Lineage: Eukaryota; Metazoa; Arthropoda; Insecta; Lepidoptera; Crambidae
Product: glutamate receptor 1
Exons: 12
Coding region: 31-1884 (617 amino acids)
Cellular component (GO): membrane
Molecular function (GO): ligand-gated monoatomic ion channel activity
Source: RefSeq, a predicted model, not a curated record
CGUGCGGUGCCUGUGAAUUUAGUUAUUCUUAUGAUGAAGUAUUUGGAGUUGGUUGUGUUUGCGUUAUUUAUAAACAAUGGGGUUACUGCAAGGGACAGUUUUACGACCAAUUUUAUUAAACAUUACAUUCUUAAUGAAGAAACGCCAACUCAAACAAUAUUUUGGGAUCUGUGUUGGGACACGAGUACUGUGGUGAAAUUAGUGAAUGAAUUAUCUAAAGCUGGGUUUAGGUCUUCAACAUUAAUGGGCAACAAUGCUCCUGAUUAUUUAUUGCACAAUGUGCUUUUUCUUGUCGAUUAUAACUGCCCAAAUAUUGCCGAUAUUAUUUUCACUGGCACAAGGAAAAAACUUUUCAGCUCUCCUUUUCGAUGGCUGGUCUUAUCAGGUACAAAUAUUAAUCAGACCAGUCUAGAUCUUCUUAUGGAUUGUCCUUUAUUGCCAAACAGUGAUGUGGUGUUAGCUGAAAGGGACGACCAUGGGUACAAAAUGAGUGAACUCCAUAGAUCUUCAUCCUCUCAACCAAUGAUAAAAACUCCAAGAGGAUAUUUCAAUGGAACUUUUAUCGACACUAGACCCCAUAGAGAGCUUUUCCGAAGACGAAGGGACGUUAUGGGACACCCUCUGACCAUGGCUAAUGUGAUUCAAGAUAGCAACACGACUCAAUACCAUCUGCCAAGGGAAAACAGAUUGGAACUCCAAUUCGACUCGAUCGCAAAGAUUUGCUGGAUGGAUGUGAAGCUAGCUUUUCAAAUGCUUAACGCCACUCCUCGGUACAUCUUCAGCCACCGAUGGGGAUACAAGCAGAACGGGCAGUGGUCGGGCAUGAUAAACGAUCUUCACACUGGAAAGGCUGAUUUGGGUACCAACUGCAUGAUCAACGACAAAGAACGCCUAGACGUGGUUACUUACACAGACAUGAUGGCACCGUUCAGAGUUCGGUUCAUAUUCCGCCAGCCUCCUCUCUCCUACGUGUCCAAUAUCUUCUCUCUCCCUUUCUCAACCAGUGUGUGGGUAGCCAUUAUUGUUUGUGCCGUAGUAUCUACCGUUACUCUGUAUUUGGCUAGCAAAUGGGAGGCCAAUCUCGGGGCGGGCCCUUCCCAAUUGGACGGAAGUAUCGGCGAUGCUCUACUAUUGACAAUGAGUGCUGUCAGCCAACAAGGGUGCUUUUUGGAACCAAGGCGGAUUUCAGGUCGCGUCACGGCAUGGGUGUUCUUUGCCGCCCUAAUGGCGCUGUACGCAGCAUACUCAGCUAAUAUCGUGGUGCUGCUACAAGCGCCUUCCAACUCCAUCAAGACGCUAUCCCAGCUGGCUGCCUCGAAGGUCACGUUGGCUGCCAAUGAUGUGGACUACAACCACUUUGUCUUUAGUCUUUACAAUGAUCCUGUUCACGUUACUAUUUACAAGAAAGUGGAUCCAGAGAAGGGAAAAGGCCAAUUUUACGAUAUCAACGAAGGUGUCGAAAGAAUAAGACAGGGUCUUUUCGCGUUCCACUCGAUCGUGGAGCCAGUCUACCGGCGCAUCGAAGACACCUUCCUGGAGACUGAGAAGUGUGACUUGGCGGAGGUCGAUUUCAUGAACGGGUUCGACCCCUUCGUGCCCGUGAGGAAAGAUUCCCCUUAUCUGGAGUUGCUGAGGGUCGCCUUCAAGCAAAUCCGCGAGGCUGGUCUUCAGUCCGCGCUGGUCAGACGCAUGCAGGUCCCUAAACCGGGCUGCGCUCACAAGGUGUCCGCUUUCAGCAGCGUGGGAAUUCUGGAUCUAAAGCCAGUACUGCUGUUUAUGCUGUACGGGACAGCUGCUUCGGUGGCUAUAUUGGUGCUCGAAAUACUGACGUUUAAAUUGUCCACUCGUAAUGCGGGUUCGAUUUCGCGAAAGACGCACAAAUAACUGCUUUUAUCAAGAUUAACGCCCGUAUUCACAAACAUUACUAUGAGGUCUCACAGUGCGCGUGGACGCACAGGAUGACACACGAACCCAUCACAGAGCUCUAUUCAAUGAUGUGCGUUCGAUUUGCUGCUUCACUUAAGCAAGCAUCGUUUGUGAAUACGGGCGUAAGUAUUCCCCACAGCAACGUCAGUCUUUCAAAAAAAUCAAAAAUAUUUAUUUAGACCACAAGUGGCACUUAUGAACUAUAUGAACGUCAAAAUAUAGUAAAUAAAAUUAAAAAAAAGGUAGCCCUUAUUUGGACCUCAAUCUAAAAUUGAUUUAUUUAUUCAUGAAUAGAACGGUAGUACCAAUUAUUAUUAUUCUCAUUCAUUUUUAAGUCUAGAAUAUAGUGACAAUAAAUCGCACUUCAUAUUAUUAAGUAGUUAUAGGUAAUGUGAAAAUAAUAAAUAAAACGUAAAUUCGCAUUUGGAAAUAUUUAUUUCAGAACCGCCGAAAACUUAACCUAGUGCAUAAUUUAACAUAAAAUAAGUAGUUCCCUGCACAAUACUCACAAGUAAAAGCAUUAGGUACGAGUAGGACGACUUAUCUAGUGGUGGGUGAAUGGUUGCCACCGUAUUAACAACUUUAGGCUGUUGAAAUAAGAUUCAAAAUGAAUGAAUAAUGGGUUGAACAUGUAAGAAGGAUUUGCUCUUAAAUGCAUAGAAAUGCAUGAUACU